AUGUCACCAAUUGCCGCUGGAGAGCCCUCGAGCUUCAACCAAGGGGGAACGGUGGUGCCCAUCUCAGCGGCCGCCCUGGGUAACUUCCCGGUCAACGGGCAAGGUUCUCGCUUUGUGGAGGACCUCGCCGCCGCGAGUCCUGCUGCUGCUGGGGCCGGCAUCACCAUCAUCGAGACUCCCUCUCCAAGGCCAGCAGGACGACAAUCAUCACGAUCACGGCCGCCGAGCCCAUAUAUCCUCCGGCCCCCGACUCCCAUGGGCACGUCUCGGGAGAAGCCCGAUGCCAAGUCGUGGAGGGCGAUGGACAUGGGCCUGCUGGAGGCCUCGCGCGCGUGCCGGGGCUGGCUCCAAGCAUUUGGCAACCUCCGACGGGAGUACGAGUCGGUGUUCGCGGCGCUGUUCGGCGGCAAGCUGCGGGAGCGCCGCCUCUCGCUCUUCAGCUUCAAGUACCGCCGCUUCGUGGGCACGAUCGCCGCCGUCGAGCGCAUCCUCGACAGCCUGGCCUCCCUGCUCCUGGCGGCCGACUACUACGACCACGAGGCGCUCGUGGAGCUCAUCGACGCCUUCGCCGCCUGGAUCGUCGAGGCCGACUCCUGCUUCAACGCCAUGACCCGCGACAACAGCCCCCUCGACCUGGCCGACUCCCAGGAUUGCGCCGGCCGCAAGAUUCUCAUGGUCGGCAUGGCGCCCGAGCUAGCCCGUCUGACCCUGCAGCUGAGCACCCGGGCACAAAAGCCUCUGCGGAGGUUUCGUGCCCUGGUCAAGUCGUAUACCUAG
Molecule: messenger RNA, 777 nt
Organism: Fonsecaea erecta
Lineage: Eukaryota; Fungi; Ascomycota; Eurotiomycetes; Chaetothyriales; Herpotrichiellaceae
Exons: 1
Coding region: 1-777 (258 amino acids)
Source: RefSeq, a predicted model, not a curated record